Molecule: messenger RNA, 1725 nt
Organism: Aspergillus calidoustus
Lineage: Eukaryota; Fungi; Ascomycota; Eurotiomycetes; Eurotiales; Aspergillaceae
Source: the annotation of a GenBank genome assembly
AUGGCUUCUAUAUACAUCGACGAAGACGCUGGAAGAGACGACUCGACCGCCACUGGUUCCGAGUCAGCUCCAUACAAGACCCUCCUCUACGCUUUCCUUCAACACGCCCCUACCGAUGGCGCUCAAUACCUGACUCGCAAAUCCCAGACCGAGCCCACGGGCGAAGGUGCUGAUCCAGCAGCAAAGUUGGAAUGGAAGCCUGCGACCAAGUCGGCGAUAAAGAAGGCAACCAGCUUACUCGAGCAAAAGAAGAAGAAGGCCGCGAAGGAACAAGAACUGGCUAUCCGCGAGAAGAAGCAGGCAGAGGAACGCCAACGUGUCUUGGAGGAAGCGAAGAAGAUCGUGAUAAAGGAUGAUCCCUCUCUGCCAAAGCCAGUUAGGAUCCGGUUAGACGUGACGGACCCUGCCACUGUCACAUUGGGCACGCCAGAGUCAGAUAUCCCUGGAACCCGUGUCCGGGUCCUGGGACGAAUCCACCGUCUGCGUAGUCAGAAAGAUAUGAUCUUUUUGACCCUUGCGGAUGGAUACGGCUACCUGCAGUGCGUUCUGACUGGCCAGCUCACCAAGACCUACGAUGCCAUGACUCUCACCCUCGAAACCUCCAUUGCCCUACACGGAGAGAUGAAGGCCGUCCCCCCCAAGCAGCAUGCGCCUAACAACCGGGAACUUCAUGUCGACUUCUACACGGUCAUUGGCCGUGCCGCCGGCGACAAGGAGGCUAUCACCACCCGAGUCUCCCAGGACGCCGACCACCAAACCCUCUACAACAACCGCCACCUUGUUCUCCGCGGCGAAACUGCUUCCUCCGUGAUGAAAGUGCGCGCUGCCACCUUGAAGGCCUUCCGUCAGACAUUCGACGAGCUGCGCAUGACCGAGGUGACCCCUCCCGCCAUGGUACAAACCCAGGUCGAAGGAGGAAGCACCCUCUUCAAAUUCGAUUAUUACGGCGAAGACGCCUACCUCACUCAGUCCUCGCAACUCUACCUCGAGACCUGCAUUCCCUCUCUUGGAGAUGUCUUCUGCGUCUGCCCCUCCUUCCGCGCAGAGAAAUCCCUCACCCGCCGCCAUCUCUCUGAAUACACGCACAUCGAGUCUGAGCUCGACUUCAUCACCUUCACCGACCUCCUCGACCACCUCGAGGCCGUCAUCUGCCGCGUUCUCGAAAUCGUUCUCGCCGACCCCGUCGCAAAACCGAUUAUCGACACCCUUAACCCUGGCUUCCAGCCCCCAAGCCGUCCAUUCCUCCGCAUGAAGUACUCAGACGCCAUCGAGUGGUUGCGCGAGCACGAAAUCCCCAACGAAGAGGGCAAACCCCACGAGUUCGGCGACGACAUUGCCGAAGCUGCAGAGCGUAAGAUGACAGAUAUCAUCAACCGCCCCAUUUUCCUCACCCACUUCCCUGCUGAGAUCAAGGCCUUCUACAUGAAGAAGGACCCUGAGGACCGCCGUGUCACAGAGAGCGUUGACGUUCUCAUGCCCGGUGUCGGUGAGAUUGUCGGUGGAAGUAUGAGGAUGGACGACUGGGAUGAGCUCAUGGCCGCGUACAAGCAUGAGGGCAUGGACCCCUCGCCGUACUACUGGUACACUGACCAGCGCAAGUACGGAACCUCCCCCCACGGAGGAUACGGUCUUGGUCUGGAGCGUUUCCUCGCCUGGUUGUGUGCCCGCUAUACAGUUCGGGAUUGCUCCCUGUAUCCCCGUUUCACGGGCCGUUGCACGCCUUAG